Telopea speciosissima is the source of this 3486-nucleotide messenger RNA. Its product is annotated as glutamate receptor 3.4-like. Lineage: Eukaryota; Viridiplantae; Streptophyta; Magnoliopsida; Proteales; Proteaceae. Gene Ontology annotation, cellular component: plasma membrane. Bases 588 to 3428 code for a protein of 946 amino acids. The transcript has 6 exons. Gene Ontology annotation, molecular function: G protein-coupled receptor activity; glutamate-gated receptor activity. The record is from RefSeq and is a predicted model, not a curated record. Gene Ontology annotation, biological process: G protein-coupled receptor signaling pathway.
UUAAUUUUCUAUUAUAGAAUCUAUGCUUGUCGGGAAUGUGAUUGUGGGUUCUUCCCUUCGCUUCAAUACAAUUGCUGCAUUUGGGUUCUGAAACUUGGUACUUUAUAUCACGAAACUCAUAUGAGACUGAUUUAGUGCAAAAAAUAAUACAUGGAUAUCAGAAACUGAGGGAUUUUUCGAAUUCAAAACAUUUUAUUUAAUCACUGAUGUGCAUUUGGUUGCCCAAUCUGAUUUUCGUCGUUGUUUCUUGCUUCUCAUACUUGUUUCCGAAGGGGUAAACAGAAAUCUAGUACCCAGUGUGUUAUGUUCUUCUUCAAACUAUCAAAGUCCUUUAAUCCAUAUUCCCCUUGUUGACAGUCUUUCCUCUGUGUUCCCUCUUUUUUUGUUUUUUGGGCUUCUUCCUUGGGUAGUGAUAGUUUUUUGAGCCUAUUGGUUCUUAUCAUAAGAAUAAGAAUUGGGAUUUUCAUUUUUCCUUUUGCUUUGUUUCUGGAAUCUGUACUCUGUCUGUGGUGCAAUAGAUGUCUUAGACUAGAAGCAAUGCUGGCUUAAUCAAAGGCGUCAACUGCAUAUAAAAAUAAAUUCCCGUUAUGGGCCUCCAUCAGUUUUGUGGCUCUGUCCAUCUCUUCAUGAUGAGAUUGCUUCAGUUGUUAUUUUUCUGUUUGUUGAUGACCAUGGAAGUUCGGAGUGGGAGUCGAAAAUUAGGCACUUCUUCACGGCCACGCGUUGUAAAUGUGGGAGCUCUGUUCACUUUCAAUUCAACCAUUGGAAAGGUAGCAAUGCCGGCAAUUUCAGCUGCUGUUGAUGAUAUUAAUUCCGAUUCGAGCAUUCUUGCAGGGACAACACUGAAUAUCAUUAUGCAGGACACAAAUUGCAGUGGAUUUCUUGGAACCAUAGAAGCUUUGCAGCUGAUGGAGAAAGAUGUGGUUGCAGUAAUUGGUCCCCAAUCCUCAGGAAUAGCUCAUGUCAUCUCUCAUGUUGUUAAUGAACUCCAAGUUCCACUUCUUUCGUUUGCAGCCACAGAUCCCACUCUUGCUGCACUACAGUACCCCUACUUCCUCCGUACCACACAGAGUGACUAUUUCCAGAUGUAUGCAAUAGCAGAUUUGGUUGAAUAUUAUGGAUGGAGAGAGGUCAUUGCCAUAUAUGUGGAUGAUGAUAAUGGAAGAGGUGGGAUAUCUGUGUUGGGUGAUGCUCUAGCAAAGAAACUUUCCAAGAUAUCCUACAAAGCUGCCUUUCCUCCAGGGGCCUCCAGAGGCACAAUUAAUGAUCUAUUAGUUGGAGUAAAUCUGAUGGAAUCUCGUGUUUAUAUUGUACAUGUGAAUCCGGAUUCUGGUCUAACAGUUUUCUCUGUUGCAAAGUCUCUCGGGAUGAUGAAUGGCGGCUAUGUGUGGAUUGCAACAGAUUGGCUUCCUUCUGUUUUGGAUUCUUCAGAACCAGUGGACCCUGACACGAUGGAUCCCUUGCAAGGGGUUCUUGCCUUCCGUCAUCAUACACCAGAUUCUGGUAUCAGAAAGAAUUUUAUAUCUCGGUGGAGUGAUUUACGACGCAAAGGGAAUGCUACCUCAAGCUUGAAUUCUUAUGGACUCUACGCUUAUGAUUCCACUUGGUUAGUUGCUCGUGCUAUUGAUGAGUUUCUCAAUGAGGGAGGGAAUAUUUCUUUUUCUAAUGAUCCACGCUUGCAUGAUGCAAAUGGAAGCUCACUGCACUUAUCGGGACUCCGUUUGUUUGAAGGCGGUCAGCAGUUACUUCAGAAGCUGAUCAUGAUGAACUUCACAGGUUUAAUUGGCCAGGUUCAAUUUGAUUCAGAAAAGAAUUUGAUCCAACCAGCAUAUGAUAUUAUUAACAUUGGUGGCACUGGGUCCCGCCGGGUUGGAUAUUGGUCAAAUUAUUCACAUCUCUCAGUUGUUGCUCCAGAGAUCUUAUAUAAGAAGCCCCCAAACACUUCUACCAGUAGCCAACAGCUUUACAGCAUAAUUUGGCCUGGAGAAACUACGACAACGCCACGUGGGUGGGUGUUUCCCAACAAUGGGCAACCUUUGAGGAUUGGGGUUCCUUACCGAGUAACAUACAAGCAAUUUUUGGCAAAGGAUAAUGGCCCCAGUGGAGUGAGGGGUUUCUGUAUUGAUGUCUUUGAAGCUGCUGUGGGUUUGUUGCACUAUCCUGUUCAACAAACAUACAUAUUAUAUGGGAAUGGUUCUAGGAACCCUAGUUACGAUGAGCUUGUGCAUAUGAUCAUAGAAAAUAAAUUUGAUGCAGUUGUUGGAGAUAUAACCAUUACAACAAAUAGGACAAGAAUUUUGGAUUUCACUCAGCCCUACGUUGAAUCCGGCCUUAUUGUUGUUACUCCUGUAAAAGUGAUAAAGUCCACUGCUUGGGCUUUCCUAAAGCCAUUUACAUUUCAAAUGUGGUGUGUCACUGGUGCUUUCUUUCUGUUUGUGGGAGCAGUUGUUUGGAUUCUUGAACAUCGAAUAAAUGCUGAAUUCCGUGGCCCCCCAAGGCAGCAGCUUGUAACAGUUUUUUGGUUCAGUUUCUCUACAAUGUUUUUUUCCCACCGAGAAAACACUCUUAGCACUCUUGGACGUUUUGUACUGCUCAUAUGGCUCUUUGUAGUACUUAUUAUCAAUUCAAGCUACACAGCUAGCUUGACAUCCAUUCUCACAGUGCAGCAGUUGUCAUCGCGGAUUGAAGGGAUUGACAGCUUGAUCUCUAGCUCUGACCCUAUUGGCAUUCAAGAUGGGUCGUUUGCAAGGAACUAUUUGAUUGAUGAGCUUAACAUUGCCGAAUCCAGAAUCAAGAGCCUAAAAUCUGAGGAAAGUUAUUUAGACGCUCUUCAGCGUGGCCCCAAAAAUGGUGGGGUUGCUGCUAUUGUUGAUGAACUUCCUUAUGUUGAUGUCUUCCUAUCUGACAACAACUGCAAAUUUCAGGCUGUGGGGCAAGAGUUUACAAAAAGUGGUUGGGGUUUUGCAUUCCCAAGGGAUUCUCCUCUUGCAGUGGACUUGUCAACAGCAAUCCUUAAACUCUCAGAGAAUGGUGACCUCCAAAGGAUCCAUGAUAAAUGGUUGUCCCAUAACCUCUGCUCCGCACAAAGCAGCCAAGUUGAUUCAAGCCGGCUCUCUCUCAAGAGUUUCUGGGGCCUCUUCAUGAUUUGUGGCAUUGCAUGCUUCAUUGCUCUUCUUGUGUUUUGUACACGUCUCUUUUGUCAGUAUCGGAAGUAUGGUCCAAAUGAUGAGGUAGGGGAGGAUGAUGAAAUUGAACGAGACAGAUCCAAUACGAGUUCUCGGCGCUCUCUCCGCUCAACUAGCUUCAAGAACAUAAUGGAGUUUGUUGAUAAGAAAGAAGAGGAGAUCCGGAAGAAGAAGAAAGCCAGUUUUAGCAAACAACAACAUUCUAGUCGAAGCUCAGAUGGACAGCCAAGUUCACCUUCUUGAGCAUAUGUUCUUUAUGUACCAACACAUCCUUCGUUUCAUAAUAACAUGUCUGGAGGGG